This is a messenger RNA of Monopterus albus (swamp eel), 764 nucleotides long. RefSeq names its product chemokine (C-X-C motif) ligand 13 (gene cxcl13). Gene Ontology annotation, molecular function: chemokine activity. The transcript has 7 exons. The record is from RefSeq and is a predicted model, not a curated record. Bases 109 to 489 code for a protein of 126 amino acids. NCBI's taxonomy places the organism in Eukaryota, Metazoa, Chordata, Actinopteri, Synbranchiformes, Synbranchidae. Gene Ontology annotation, cellular component: extracellular region. Gene Ontology annotation, biological process: immune response.
CUUUGGAUCUUUAACCGGCGCCACUUCUCGUUUCUAGGAAGAUGAAGUUGAAUGUAAGCUACUGUGACUGCCUUAAAAAGUCAUACGCCCCUGGCUAAGGAACGCGGAAUGGCUUCUCCUAUGGAGUCAGCCGCAAUGCAUCCUGGGUUUAAGAUCAAAACAACUGCCAAGAUGAUGCCUAAACCACUGCUGAUCCUGGCUGUUCUGACUCUCUGCUGCUGCAUCACCACUCUGAAUGCUUUUUCCAGACCAGGGUGUCAGUGCUUACGGGCAACCCGCAGUCGCAUCAGGAACAUCAAGCAAAUUGUGGUGAUUCCUAUUUCGGGACUCUGCCGGCAGCCUGAAAUCAUAGUCAUCAGAAAGAACGGCUCUAAAAUUUGUGUGGACCCACAGGCGCCUUGGCUCAACAACCUGCUCACGAAUUUGCCAAAGAUUGGCUGUGACAAAGGAAGGGUUCUUUCUUGUCUUCGCCAUCAGAUUUUGCACUAAUGGGAGGAUGAGAACUCCAGUGGAACUGCUUUGCCGGCCACAACGGAUUACUGAUCAAUGGCUCCAUUUAAGUUUAUAAUAAGGUCUUAGUGCUUCUUUAUAUGCUUGAAGUACUGACCUUUAAUAAUUGUACUCAAACUGUGCUGUUUAUCUUUUAAAACAUGUAUAUUGGAGAACUAAUUAAGCAAGGUAGAAACAUUAUUGAAAUAAUCCUACACAUGUUCUUGAAAUACUGUGAAACAAAAGUAAUAAUCAUAUAAUGAACAAAAAAAAAA